UAAAAUGUUUGGGGUAUAUGAUUACCUAACAACUUGUGCAUCCUUAACAGUGAAAUUAUGGAGUGAUAAUUAAAAAGUUCUAAUGGUUUAUAUGUUUAUAUUUAAUAGAAUAGAAGGUAAUAAUUAAAAAUAAUUAUAAAUUUUCAAUUUUAUAAUGAAUACCAUACAAAAUAUUUUCAAGGCCAAAUUGAAUAAUGUAUUUGGGAUGAUUCAUGUUAAACCAUUACCAGGUACACCGUUGUAUGGUAGAAGUAUAAAACAAAUAAUAUAUACUGCCUGCAAAGAGGCUGAAAUAUAUAUGAAAUGUGGAGUAGAUGGUAUUGUUGUUGAAAACAUGCAUGAUAUACCUUAUGUACCUGCUAAAGAAAUAGGUCCAGAAAUUGUGUCAUCAAUGACUAGAAUUUGUACAUCAGUUAGACAAUUGGUACCUGAAGAUUUACCUUGUGGUCUACAAAUAUUGGCUGCAGCCAAUGAAGAAGCAAUCGCUGUUGCACAUGCAACAGACUUCCAGUUUAUUAGGGCUGAAGGUUUUGUUUUCGGCCAUGUUGCUGAUGAAGGUUACAUGGAUGCAUGUGCUGGUAAGUUAUUGAGAUAUCGCAAAUCAAUAGGAGCACAAGAUGUGUGUAUAUUUACAGAUAUAAAAAAAAAACACAGUUCACAUGCUAUCACUCAAGAUGUAAGUUUAAUCGAAACUGCUAAAGCAGCAGAAUUUUUUCUAACUGAUGGAAUUAUAGUAACUGGAACUGCUACAGGACAACCUGCCGAACUACAGGACGUAGUUGAAGUGAAAAAGUCUGUUAAUGUUCCUGUACUUGUUGGAUCUGGCGUAACUGUUAACAAUGUACACGAGUACAGAGGUGCAGAUGGAUUCAUAAUUGGAUCUCAUUUCAAGAAAUGUGGCAUAUGGCAAAAUGAACUUGAUGAAAAUGUUAUUCUAGAAUUUAUGAACCGCCUAAAAUCUAAUUGAAAUAAAGAAACUCAAUUGGUUCAUUACUGAAUGUAAGUUGUCGUAUACUUGAUUUCAUACAGAAAAAUCAACAAACAAAAGCCAUUUACAUAAUGCGAUCUUCAUUUUUAUAGUAUGACAUAUAAGUAUUGUACUUAAAAGUUAACUAAUAAUUAGUUACAUAUUUCCA
Messenger RNA from Melanaphis sacchari, 1136 nucleotides. RefSeq lists its product as uncharacterized. NCBI's taxonomy places the organism in Eukaryota, Metazoa, Arthropoda, Insecta, Hemiptera, Aphididae. The transcript is spliced from 7 exons. The record is from RefSeq and is a predicted model, not a curated record. The coding region runs from base 155 to 967 and encodes 270 amino acids.